GUCGCUUUACUAUGUAUUGCUCCUCACGAUGAGAUCUAUGGCUUGAUGGCGAGCGCCUUGAUGCAACGCAGGGCCCUUCGAAUGAAUCAACCGCUCCUAGGGCUCACGUUCUCGCCUGGCCAAUGGACCAUCAACGCAUUAUAUGGCUGGUUCACCCCUGCUCUUGAUCAUGAUUGUGUGCAGCUCAAAGUUGCUCAUGCGCCUCUUGACUCUCGGCCCAACAGGCACCUUGGUGUCCUUGAUAUAUCUGAUAUGUCCUCCGCACGGCUACUCGCUUACGCUUUAUCAUCAAGUGCAGAAGAAUUUGUGUCUGGUCUCGUCGACGUGCAGGCACGUGUACUGUCUAUUCGACAAACUUUGAUGCACCCGCGGUACCCUACCUGGCGACUGGACCUCAUGCGAUGGCACGACACUGAUCCGGAGAACCUGCAAGGAGCGAGAGAAUCGAUACGGAAAUGGUCUGAACAGUGCAGUGGCAGAUCGAGCGUAUCACCUACUUGCCCCACGCCGCCAAUCGCACAUGUUAGCGAAGACGAGCGAUUGCUACUACGAGGACUUUCUCUUGAACACUUGGUUUGGCAACUGUCCCAGUGCGACGAGUAUCUGGUAGAGCAUUUACAACUUGCGCAGGAGAAUUCUGACUCGCAACGACGGGAAAGUAUGCGAUUACGAGCGCAUGAGAUCUUAGUCGAGAAUAAGGUCCAAUUCCGUGUAUGGCCUCUCCACAGUGUACCCCAAGACCCUCAAGUCACGCGAAUGUUUCAUGGAAUACUUGAUGAUCUUGUCUGGCCUUCCGUCGCAUAUGGAUCAUCUGACGAGAAUAGGACUUUGGAACUGACCACUCGAGAGAAGCACAUUUUGGCUCAAUUCGAGCAAGAAAUGGAUUACGAGCGUUCCAUGAGAGCUACGCUCAGUCUCCCGGGUCUGAUUCAUCCUUACGGCCACUUCUGCUCGUCUAUCACCCGUCUAGUGCAUUGCGUUCAAAGUAUCUGCGAGAGAGCACGCCACGUGAACGACGUGUCUUGCGCAAGAGCACCCUGGCUAUCGCUUGUUCUUGCGCUGUGCGGUGACGAGCAGUCGACCGCCCCUGAUGUAUGGCAUAUACGCUCGUGCCCCGGCAUUCCGCUCGCUCGCGACGUGUAUCUCGACAGCGCUGCAACGGCCGACUUCCCGGAUAGGGAGGACAUUGCAGAUGCGCACGCAGACAUCGCCGCCGCGAGACGCACGGGCUGCAACUGGGCAACUAAGAAGGAGAAUCUGCUCCUUGGCUGCCCUCCCGACGCCUGGCUAGAAGACCACGCUGACAAAAUAUCGAAAGUGGUAUUGAGCACGUGUAUACGGCGCCAAAAGAAGACCUAUGCAUGGGGGGGCCGCGCCGGAAGGGAACAGUCAUGUCAUGUUCACGCCCGUGUUCUCAACGAUCCCCACCUCGGCGCAUGCGACACUAUCGCAUUCGUUUCGGUCGCUGGCGUUUUUGGCGUUCCUGCCACGGCGGACCCGUCCAUCUUGCAGAAGAUCGCCGAUUUUCGCAUCAUAGGGCCCCAGCUUCGUCCCCGCAAUCCCGGGCCCUGCCUCGAGGAAGAAGACGAGGAUGUAGAUGCCGAAGCGCGUCUGCCGCACAUCCUCGACGAGGUGAGGCGACGCCUGGGCAUAAAUCCAGAUCCAGGCAGCUCUGUGUCAAGCCCCUCGCCUUCGGCUGCCGAACUCUUCCCAUCGUCGACAACGCGCAGUCUGCAUGACCCUCACGAUGCUUCUGUCGACCCCUCAAAGGAGAUCUGUCUAUCAAAUAUACAUGAUACACUCGAACUACCCAUCAUCUCGUUCGACGACCGAGCAUUUCACGGCUCUCUCACCCGGGCGUACGACUGCGCUCGAUUGCGCCUGCAGUCAAUGACCAGGUUCUAUGCUAUCAUCGGUAUAUAUGACCUUCCUGUAUUCGCUCUCGUUUCCUCGGGCCGCACCGGCAUCUUACUUUGUGCAUGGGGUUCUAAGCCUUCGGAGACUACGGAGCACACCGAUGUGAUAACCAACAUCGCGGACACCAAUUGUCCGCGAUGGGACAUUGGCGAUCCCUCUCAGGCUUUACGCUUCCAUGCCUUCAUCUCGCGGUUACGCGAGGUCCAUACACCAAAGGUCCUUGAGGCGUUCGAAGGACGCAGACAAGAAUUCGUUCAAGCAUGGAAGGCCGACCCCGACGCACCGCGAUUCCGAUGGACAAUGAAGCACCAGCAGGAGGAGCCGAUUGUGCAAGCGUUGCCCGCUCGGCUGGAAGCAGAACAGGAAGAGCUGCUUGAAUGGCAGGAGAGGGUCGAUUUGAUUGAGGCGCUCAUCGCCGAACGCGUGCACCUCGGCGAGGAGGCCGCUCCUACGCGCCCCGCUCCUGACUGGACGAUCCCUAAGCCAGAAGCGGUCGAUCCGUACGAUCUGUCUGAUCUAGUGUAAUUGUCGUACUUAUAAGUACAGAUGCAAUACGGACACAAGCUUCGUUCCCGAUGUUUGGAUCCCUGCCAUGAAGGCGGGGCCGUAGAACGUCCACUCCAAGCCCGGCCCACCAUGUAAGGUGUUUUACAAGUACCUGCCUUCUUCGAGGCACUCUCAGCUCAAGAAACAAACUU
Messenger RNA from Schizophyllum commune H4-8, 2615 nucleotides. RefSeq lists its product as uncharacterized. The coding region runs from base 46 to 2442 and encodes 798 amino acids. The transcript has 12 exons. The record is from RefSeq and is a predicted model, not a curated record. Lineage: Eukaryota; Fungi; Basidiomycota; Agaricomycetes; Agaricales; Schizophyllaceae.